UCAAGACAGGAAGGCCGCACGGCAUAUCAAAGCUAUCGUUUCCAUCGUUCGCAUGGUUACAAUAAAGUAAAUUAAUACGCUGUUCAGUGUGUUUGUUGUUGUCAUCGGGUCCUGGAGCUCAGCCUCAUUUCACGUCGGGACUCUGUGGGAUUCGGACGUCUGAUACAUUCUCUCUUCGCUAUCCGGAUAUAUCUUGCACUGAGGCUGGACGUUUUUGAAAUGAUAUAGACCUGUUUUGAACGAAGUGAAAAUGAAUAAUACCGUAGAAGUGGAGUACAAUGAAAUUGCCAGCAGGAACGCUUGGCCUCUAGUUUACCAGAAAAUCGGCAGAGAAUGCCAAAGCUACCCGUACACCUGCAUUGAGGCGAAGAAGCCGCAGAACAAGCCGCUGAACCGCUACCGGGAUGUGAACCCGUACGACCACAGCCGGGUCAUCCUGCAGCGGUCCGAGCGGGACUACAUCAACGCCAACCUGGUUAAGAUGGAGCGCGCCAAUCGCAAGUACAUCCUGACGCAAGGCCCGCUGGCGUUCACCGUCAGCCAUUUCUGGCUCAUGGUGUGGGAGCAGAACUCGCGCGCCAUCCUGAUGCUUAACAAAGUGAUCGAGAAGAACGAGCUCAAGUGCCACUGGUACUGGCCGCAGGGCGUCGGCGAGCAGCACAAGAUGACCCUCGUGGACGUCAAGCUGACCGUCGAGCAGAUCAGCGAGGACGACCGCAACUACUACUCGACCAGGGUGUUCAAGAUCGUGGACAUGGAGAGCUCUGAGAGCCGCGAAGUGAUCCAGUUCCACUACACCACCUGGCCGGACUUCGGGGUGCCCUCGUCGCCCGUGGCGUUCCUGGACUUCCUGCAGACCGUGCGCGCCUCCGGGACGCUCGAGCCCGACGUGGGUCCGCCGGUGGUGCACUGCAGCGCCGGCAUCGGCCGCUCGGGCACCUUCUGCCUGGUGGACUCCUGCCUCGUGAUCAUCGAAAACGAGGGUCUCGCCAACGUGAACGUGCAGCAGAUCCUUCUGGAGAUGCGCAAGGACCGCAUGGGGCUCAUCCAGACGCCCGACCAGCUGCGCUUCUCCUACCAGGCCAUCAUCGAAGGCACCAAGCGAAUGGACCCCAACUGGCAGGACGACAAGGAGAGCUUGUACUCGUCGGUGCAAGAGGAGACCGAGGCCGACGAGGAGGCGCCGCCGCCGCCGCCGCCGCGCGCCGAAAGCCUGACGCGAGCGCCGGCGCGCCCUCUGCCGGCCAUUCCCACCAGCACCUCCUUGGGCAACUUGGCCUUCCCCGCGGGCCAGGAGUCGUCGGACGAGGGCCCGCCCACGCCCCCCGCGCGCGGCUCCUCCCCCUCGGCGCCCGCGUCGUCGGCCGACGACGAGGACGACGAGCCUGUAUCCGCGCCGACUGAAAGCACCGACCGCAACGAGCUUCGCCGCCGUCACACGCGCGAGUUAGCGGACCGCGUGUCGGCGAUGAAGCGGCGCGCGCGUGAAGCGGACAAGUGGCACGCGCUCAAGAGGUUUAAAUCAGUCGAAACACCUCAGAGUGAACACCGCGAGGGGACAGGCGCAUAGUAAAUUUGAACGGUACUAACGGUAAUGUCACAGUUGUCAAUGCAUCCAGUGAGCUAACGCCAUUUGUGUUCGUGGGACAAGUGUCAUCUGUGUAAUGUUAUAUAAUAAAUCAUUAAGGGUUGUCGCUUUGUCUAAUGCAUUAAAGUACAAAUAUUUUUUUUAUAUUAUUUAAGAAUUAUUGUAACUCAAAUCAAUUCUAUUUAUUAUUAUACUUACCUACUUAUUUUUACUUAAAAUUACACGAUUGACACAAUUAAAUAUUUAUGAAAAUGCUUAAAUAAAGCUCGUUUUUAUACAACUACUCUACAAGAAUAACAUAUUAAUUUUAAUUAUUUUGUAAAAAGACGUGCUAAAUCAUACUUAGGAAUCAUAUUUUACACAUCUGUCACUAACAAGUUGCCUUUUUGCUUUUCAUGAUUUGCAUGUUUCAUUAAAUUGUGUAAAAAUUAUCAUUGUAAUACCUAUAAAAUCUAUUUUCAUUCCAAAAUAUUUACUCACUGUAGUUAGUGUUCCUUCUCAUGUUGUUAAAUUCGAUUUAUUUACAAAAGAAACUUUGAAAGCUAAAAUUACUAACUUUUAAACACUGUCAACGCCUUGUAAAUAAUUCUAUAAUUAUUGAGUUGAGUAAGAAUCUAUGAAUCUCAUACAUAAGUAUUUAAACAAUAUGCAGUCAAUGAAGCAAUAGUUUGUUCAGCAGCGCACGCAGAGACAGCCCUUAAUGCCCCUCACCCCACCCCUCGCCCCUGUCGUUCGCGUCCGUUAGCUAACUGCGUAGGCAUGAGACUGUGGUGAUGUUAUGUCAAUAAUUAGAACAUAUCUUCGGCAGAGGUCAGCUUUCUGGUUCUCUGAGUUUACCAUAAGUAGGUUUUAUUCGACUGUAUCGUAGCGGUGUAGCCCGAUUAUUUGGUAUUUUACCUGGGAAGUUUCGCGAAAGUUUUGAAAACAUUUUUUCAUGUGCUUCAUAAGACUCUUCGCCACACUUUGGUCAUAAGACAAACUUAAUAGGCCAGUAGAAUUAAACACAAAAAUUGAUUAAAUCGGAAAUAAUUCCUACAAAAGAUUUUUUUGCUUUAAUGGCUUCAUUGGUUGCCCAUUAAGACUCUCCUAAGUUUUCGACUUCGACGGAGUUGUGCUUAAGUGGUGGGGGCCCCCGAAAGGGGCGUUUUUUCGGUUUUCCGGUUAUACCGCGUAAA
This is a messenger RNA of Ostrinia nubilalis (European corn borer), 2763 nucleotides long. It is a transcript of the gene Bmptp-Z, whose product is annotated as tyrosine-protein phosphatase non-receptor type 61F-like. Gene Ontology annotation, molecular function: non-membrane spanning protein tyrosine phosphatase activity; protein kinase binding. Gene Ontology annotation, biological process: peptidyl-tyrosine dephosphorylation; negative regulation of receptor signaling pathway via JAK-STAT; negative regulation of ERK1 and ERK2 cascade. Bases 251 to 1570 code for a protein of 439 amino acids. The transcript has 9 exons. Lineage: Eukaryota; Metazoa; Arthropoda; Insecta; Lepidoptera; Crambidae. The record is from RefSeq and is a predicted model, not a curated record. Gene Ontology annotation, cellular component: nucleus; cytoplasm.